This is a messenger RNA of Plectropomus leopardus (leopard coralgrouper), 1602 nucleotides long. RefSeq names its product cilia- and flagella-associated protein 100-like. The record is from RefSeq and is a predicted model, not a curated record. Lineage: Eukaryota; Metazoa; Chordata; Actinopteri; Perciformes; Serranidae.
AGAGCUAGAUCCCAAAAGCAAUCCCAGAUAUGUCAUCACCACAGCCAGAAUUGGAAGGGGGGGAGACAGGACAGAGCCAGCUCCUGACUACAGUGUUUGUGAAGGAAAUGGAGCACCAAAAAGAGGUGCUGGGUAAACUUUUCCAUGUUGACAAGACGACUGAUAACUUGGCAGGAGAAGAGGUGGAGGAGUGCACGGCGAAGCUAAAGACUUUACACCUCAACACUAACUCAGCCCUGGCCAAACAAACAGAGGGCAGUCCAGCACUGAGGACUUCCCUGAUUGAACGAGUGACUGUUAAGCGCAACACAAAGAGGGAUAUUGAAUUGAAGAUUGCACAGCAAGAGCUAUGCCUGAUGAAGAGCAGGUCAGAGGUUAAGAAGAUGGACAGGGCUGUUGUAAGAAAAGAGCGAGAUGUUGAGGAGCUUGAACAAAACCUUGAGGUAGAGACUGCUGUCUUUAAACUGAUCUCUGGGAGGCGUGACAAGAAAUCCAUGGAUGCCAGAACAGUUUUUGAAACAGAAAACAAGUCCAAACUGGAGAUAAACUCUGUGAUUGAGAAGCUGACUGAUGAAAUAGGGACCACAGAAAGUGAAAUUGCCAAGCUUGAGGAUAUCCUGAAUGAACAUAAGCGAUACCAGAGCAUUCUGUUCAAGCUGUCGCCUCCGGAGUGGCAGGAGGCCCAGAGGGCGGAGACUUUGAAAGCUCAAGUCUUUUUUGAUGGAGACACUCAGGAUGAGCUAAUCAAGGAGCCUGACAAGUCGGCAGUCAGGCGGAGUGUUGAGUCCAGUCCAUGUAGAGUGCCGCCUUCCACCAGAGAGUCCACGCUGUCCUCAACCCACCACGACACACUUGUCACUAAUUCCAAACUGGAUGGCUCCAGAUAUGAGGAGAAGCUGAAGCUAUACUUCAGUGACCCCCAGCAGUUACUGGAUUUGAUGAUGGAGUUGACAGAUCAGAGCCUGUCCCUAAUCAGCAACUCUUCCAGGGGGGAUGAGAUGGUGGAUGAGCUCCGGCAGAUCAUCGAGGCUAGCUUCAAGGAAAUGAAAGAAGAUGACGAGAAGCUAACAUUGCAGAUAGAUGACAUGAGGGACAGAAUUGACACAGAGAAGGAGAGAGCUGCCAACCUCAAAAAGAGGGUUCAGCUCCACAACUCGUUGAAGAAAGAGGACCAGGAUGUUAUGUUGGAUGCUCUGGGAGUGAAAGUGACAGAGGUGUAUCGCAGCUGCGUGAGUAGGUGGGCAACCAAUCUCAGCACCUUGAAUAAGCUGGCCAGUGUCGAGAACUUGAUGACUUCACUUCUCCAGUACGUUGAGAACAUGCCUGAAGAAGACUUGAAGACACUGAGACAGAUCAAGGACAGUCAAAAGAGGAGCAGACUGCUUGCAGAAAAGCUGAGACUGGAGAUGGAGAAGCAGAAAGAAAGGCAAAAGAAGUGCAUGCAAAGAUCCCUGGGUGAAGCCAAGAAAAUAAGUGGUAGAAAGCUGAUGCCCAGAUGCAUCCCUGUUGAGCAGAAGAUCAGAGUCAACGAUGAGGACAUCAUUCCUGCCGAGGAUGAACUCCAUGCCUACCUCUUCAGCAACGAGGAUGUAGAGUAAGAAA